ACAUGAUGAAUCGGCACAGAGGGAUCCCCUUCCUUGUGUUGGAUGAAAGGUAACCAAGGAUGAACGCAUUGAAGUGUAGAUUUUUGCAUACUCUUCGUGGUGAUGUGCCCACAGAAGCAUUGAAGCGAAGAGCGUUGGAAUUGGAGAAGAAAAGGAAGAUGAGGCAACCCAAGAGCAAGGACCAGUUUAUCGUUACAGUUCCCGAAUCCCUGUCUUACCUCGACACCGCCACCAUUCCCAUGGUCGUCGCCGCCGUCGGAAUCGCUCUACUCGCCAAACUCCUCAUGAUGUAUGAUGAAUCUAAAUCCCAAGAGCUGUUGGAGCGUAAGAUAAAGAAUGCUCCUGAAGGUCAAGGCACCGUUAGAAUGGUAACCCGAGAGGAGUGGGAGAAGUUCCGAGAAAUCAGGCCCAGAACCCCGUUUGAGUCCACUUUUUCGCGCCCUAAUUCCAGAAUAAGAACCGGAGAACCAUUGCGCAUGGAGGAUGUAAAGGAUUGGACAACUGAUGUUCUCAUGGAUGCUCUUCACAGAGUAGAAGACUAUGCUAAGCAUGGUUCUAAGUAAUGUAACUAGUCCUCCUAUUAACCUCAAAUUACCCUUUGCUUUUUAAUUUUAAUGCUUAGUAUGAAAAUUUCCAGUACUAUUUGUUGUCUUGAUCUCAGCGAUGAGAUGGCAUCGAAUAAUUUUGCAACUGUUACCCAUAUCUUCACCAAGGAAAAUUGCUCUUUUUAGGCAAACAUGAAUUACAGAAUGGCUCGUAUUUUGUUGUAUCUUUGGCUGAACAUGUUUUAUGUACCAAAAAUAUACAAGAUAAUUGCGGUGAACGCUCAUCAUAGCAGAAACUUUGAUCCGAAAAGUACCUAAACUUGUAGUUGUAGAUACCGGUCUCAUUCAGAAAUAAUGUAUUACUUGGUUGUUUUUGUA
Molecule: messenger RNA, 923 nt
Organism: Vigna umbellata (rice bean)
Lineage: Eukaryota; Viridiplantae; Streptophyta; Magnoliopsida; Fabales; Fabaceae
Product: cytoplasmic dynein 2 light intermediate chain
Source: RefSeq, a predicted model, not a curated record